CUACUGAAGCCUCCAGUUGACGCAUUUUGGAAUCAUCCUGGAGGAGAUCCAGUCGAGCCACCAUUCGGCUCGAUUGCGCUUACUUGGCCAGGCCGAGCCAAUAGGUCGUCGCGCUCCUCGGCGGGCGGAGAUACCGCGCAGCGCUCAAGGUGUGGCUUUGCAGAUGCGUUCGUACGCGACUCGGGUUGGCACCGCACCGCAGAACUGCUCUAGCGCCGGUGCGCCAAAACACUGUACCCUCGGCCGAUGCAACUCGACAGUCGUAUUCCAUACCACGCUGCACUACCCGUGGUGCAGAUCGGGGUGCAUCUCAGCUGCUUGCUGCCCUCCCUUCUGCUUUGCCGCGUCUUGUAUCUGUGAUGCUGAGGGUUUGCAGCCACGUUGUCCCAGACAGGCCGGAGGCGCCGAGCCAGACGCAUUCAGGUCCAGAUUUACGGCGUCGAGGCCAGUCCCACGAACACCAGUCUGCACCCACUUUGGAGCCAGAACUGACAGGCGCCUCAAACGCCUCGACGUCUACAAGGGUAAAUCAGAUCGGUUUCCGCGGUGGCACGAACCCAUUGGAGCGGUUGCGGCAGCGACUGUGGUCCCAAUGUAGAGGAUCCAGGUACGAAGCAGGAUGCCAGUGCUGCACAGCCGUCUCUUCCAGGUUACCGUAUCUUGUACGACGCAAUGCACAUUGUGUGCUCGGCGAUCAAACAGAACCACGAGGCUGCACAUGUUGCGCACGACUCAGGCGUUCGAUCUCGACAAUGCUCGCUCCAGCGCAAACAACCUCUCCAGCGAAUCGGUGCCACUGCUGCCAGAAGAAGCAAUGCCUCGUCCAGUGCACAGUGCUCAGUGCUGCACACCUCCCGCCACUAGUCGCCGGACGCUAUAGCUCGCCCAGCCUCCUGUCGUUUGUUGCUUUUAUGCGUGAAUGCGUCGUCGUUCUGUCCAGCUGGGCAAGCUACGUCGCUUUCUCAAAGUAACACUGUCAUAAGACGUGCAUGUGUAAAGCCGUGUGCAUGCUUCGGAGUGGGCGCCCCUCCACACAAGGGAAGCGCAAGGUACAAGCGAGCGAGCGAGCGAGA
Molecule: messenger RNA, 1073 nt
Organism: Boeremia exigua
Lineage: Eukaryota; Fungi; Ascomycota; Dothideomycetes; Pleosporales; Didymellaceae
Exons: 1
Coding region: 360-971 (203 amino acids)
Source: RefSeq, a predicted model, not a curated record